Cylicocyclus nassatus is the source of this 562-nucleotide messenger RNA. Lineage: Eukaryota; Metazoa; Nematoda; Chromadorea; Rhabditida; Strongylidae. The record is from the annotation of a GenBank genome assembly.
AUGCCUGUUUCGUACAUCAAGCAGGUGCAAUCGUCUCGCGUAAAAAAGGAGGUUGCUGAACUUUCUGGGAAAAAAUUUAUUGUUUCUGUCGCCAAAGUUGGUAACAGAGAAACGUACAACGUGAAGUUUAAAUCUGACCACCCACUCUUUGCUCACAAAGUGAUGACCGUGAAUAUUGACAUGACAGGCGACUAUCCAUUUCGCCCUCCGGACGUUCGUUUUGCCCAUUCGCUCUACCAUCCAAAUGUUGAUCGUGGAGGAGAUAUUUGUAUUCCUAUACUGUGCUUUGAUAACUGGAAACCUGCUACAACACUAGGAGAUAUUAUGAUGUCGCUUCUGCAAUUGCUGGCAGAACCGGAUCUAUCCCGUCCCAUACGUUUUGACAUUGUAGAGGAAUACGUUAAGGAUCACGAGACUUACAAAAAGAAAUUGGCGGAGUGUCUUUCAAAACUCCCAAACGGCAAUCAGAAGCAUUAGCUUCAACGAGCUAUGACCCUAGCUAUGACUAUUCACACAUUGUCUGACUUAAACUAAUAAUUCUUAUCGAUUAAAUAUUUUACGG